Effrenium voratum is the source of this 816-nucleotide messenger RNA. The record is from the annotation of a GenBank genome assembly. NCBI's taxonomy places the organism in Eukaryota, Dinophyceae, Suessiales, Symbiodiniaceae.
AUGCCCGCCGCCGCGCCCGACCGCCCGCUCAUCGUGUUCUCCGAUCUGGACGGGACGCUGCUCGACCAUGAGAGCUAUGACUGGCGGCCGGCGGAACCGGCGCUCGCCGCCCUGCGUGAGCGCGCCAUCCCGCUCAUCCUCGCCUCAUCGAAGACCGCCGCCGAGAUCGCGCCGCUGCGGGCCGGGCUGGGCUUUGCGCAUUGCCCGGCCGUCGUUGAGAACGGCGCCGGCAUCCUGCCCGCCGAGGGCGAAGACGCUGGCGACGGGCAAGCCCGCUAUGCGGAGCUGCGCGCUGCGCUCGACCGCGUGCCGGCCAGGUUGCGCCGGCAUUUUUCCGGCUUCGGCGAUCUGGGCACCGUCGGCAUCGCCGCCGCGACCGGGCUCGACGACCGCAGCGCGCGGCUGGCCGCCGAACGCCGCUUUUCCGAGCCGGGCCUCUGGGCGGGAACGGACGGCGACAAGGCGCGUUUCGUCGAAGCGCUGGCGGAAAUGGGGGUCAAGGCCCGGUCCGGCGGCCGCUUCCUGACGCUCUCCUUCGGCGGCACCAAGGCCGAACGCAUGACCGAGAUCACCGCCGCCCUGUUCGGCGCCGGCCUGCCCUUCAUCGUCGCGCUCGGCGAUGCGCCCAACGACACCGAGAUGCUUCAGGCGGCCGACCGGGCCUUCAUCGUCGCCAACCCGCACGGCACGCCUCUGCCGCACCUUGCCGGCGAGACAGAUGGCACCAUCAGCCGCACCGCCGAACCCGGCCCCGCCGGUUGGAAUGACGCCGUGCUGCCGCUAGUGUCGGCCUGGCCCCAGGCGGGCGGCGCCUGA